Quercus lobata is the source of this 806-nucleotide messenger RNA. Its product is annotated as auxin-responsive protein SAUR71-like. Gene Ontology annotation, biological process: response to auxin. The transcript has a single exon. The record is from RefSeq and is a predicted model, not a curated record. NCBI's taxonomy places the organism in Eukaryota, Viridiplantae, Streptophyta, Magnoliopsida, Fagales, Fagaceae. Bases 167 to 682 code for a protein of 171 amino acids.
AGUCCCUCCUCAAAAAAAAAGAAUCAGAAGUCCCUUAUCCAAUAAUAAUAAUAAUCAGAAGUCCAAAGGUCCAAACCUCUAUAAAUUAGAAGCACCCAUCUAAGAUUGACAGGCGACAACAGCAAGCUACUCAAUAGAUAAUUAAGUAGCAAGAGACACCAUAUCCAUGGAUUCAAAGAAGUCUAACAAGAUCAGAGAUAUUGUGAGGCUCCAGCAGAUCCUCAAGAAAUGGAGAAAGCUUGCUAACUCAUCAAAAACCACAAGCAGCAGCAGCAGCAGCAGAAAGACCAUCAAGUUUCUCAAAAGAACACUUUCUUCAUCUGAUUACUCUAAUAUCCGUGGUGAUGUUUCCAGCAAUAAUGUUGUCCCCAAAGGCUACCUUGCCGUUUGUGUUGGAGAAGAGCUAAAGAGAUUCGUAAUUCCGACCGAGUAUUUGGGUCAUCAUGCAUUUCACAUUUUGUUAAGAGAAGCAGAAGAGGAAUUCGGGUUUCAACAGACAGGUGUUUUGAGGAUUCCUUGUGAAGUUUCUGUGUUUGAGAACAUUUUGAAGAUGGUGGAGGAAAAGGACCAUUUCCUUGUGCAAGAAUGCAGGUUUAGCAUGGAUGAGAAGGUUCAAUGCUGUUCAUCAAAAAGCCAGCGUACUCAACAUUCUCACCAUCCACAAAGCCCAAUGUGCAGAUAGUUACUUUUGGAUUUCAUUUUUCUGUUUUUGACUUUGAGCCCCUCAUCUUCAUGUUAUUUCUUUAGAUGAGGGCAUUUAUGACAGUGAGAGCUAGCUAGAGAGAGAUUUGAAUAAGAUGUAACAG